AUGAAAAACAAANUGAGAAAAAGUUUGAUGAAAUUAUAGAGUUAUUCGAUGAAGCGAUCUCUCAAUAACCUGAAAAUAUGUAAUUAUAUGAGAAUAAAGGUAAUAUUGCAUUCUUUAUAUAUAUUUAGCUCGACAAUUAGAAAAAUAGCAAAAAUGGCUUGAUACUUUAAAAUGCAUCAAUUAGGCUGUUAAAAAAUUUCCUAAAUCUCUCCACUUUUAGUUAUAAAAAUGUACUAUGGAAUUUUAUUUUUUGUUAAAUCCUUAAACAUAAAUUAAAAUGAAGUAAUUAUAUAACAGCUGAAUCUUAUUAAGGCCGCUAGAUAAUGUUGCAGAAUGAUUCCAAAUAUUUAUUAUGAUACAGACUAAGAAAUGGAG
Molecule: messenger RNA, 375 nt
Organism: Paramecium octaurelia
Lineage: Eukaryota; Ciliophora; Oligohymenophorea; Peniculida; Parameciidae
Source: the annotation of a GenBank genome assembly